AUGGAUGCGGCCACAGCUCCAAAGCAAGUCUGGGCCCUGUGGCGGCUCCUCCUGCUUCUGCUCUUGCUCCUCCUGCCUGGAGGGAGCAGUGGCGGCUGCCCCACUGUGUGCGACUGCGCCUCCCAGCCCCGUGCCGUGCUCUGUGCCCACAGGCGACUGGAGGCUGUACCUGGGGGACUCCCGCUGGACACAGAGCUCCUGGACCUGAGUGGGAACCGCCUGUGGGGGCUUCAGCAGGGGAUGCUGUCCCGCCUGGGCCUGCUGCGGGAACUGGACCUCAGCUACAACCAGCUCUCCACCCUUGAGCCCGGGGCCUUCCAUGGCCUACAAAGCCUACUCACCUUGAGGCUGCAGGGCAAUCGGCUCCGAAUCAUGGGGCCGGGGGUCUUCUCAGGCCUGUUUGCCCUCACACUGCUGGACCUCCGCUUCAACCAGAUUGUUCUCUUCCUAGAUGGAGCUUUUGCGGAGCUAGGCAGCCUCCAGCAGUUGGAGGUUGGGGACAACCACCUGGUGUUUGUGGCCCCAGGGGCUUUUGCAGGGCUGGCCAAGCUAGGCACCCUGACCUUGGAGCGCUGCAACCUCAGUACAGUGCCUGGCCUCGCCCUUGCCCGUCUCCCGGGGCUCAUCGCCCUGAGGCUUCGAGAACUGGAUAUUGGGAGGCUGCCUGCUGGGGCGCUUCGGGGGCUGGGACAGUUAAAGGAGCUGGAGAUCCACCACUGGCCAUCUCUGGAGGCUCUGGAGCCUGGAAGUCUGGUGGGGCUCAACCUCAGCAGCCUGGCCAUCACCCGCUGCAAUCUGAGCUCAGUGCCCUUCCAAGCACUGCACCACCUGAGCUUCCUCAGGGUCCUGGAUCUGUCUCAGAACCCCAUCUCGGUCAUCCCGGCCCGGAAGCUCAGUCCCCUGGUGCGGCUCCAGGAGCUCCGACUCUCAGGGGCGUGCCUCACCUCCAUCGCUGCCCAUGCCUUCCAUGGCUUGACUGCCUUCCACCUCCUGGACGUGGAAGAUAAUGCCCUUCGGACACUAGAGGAAACAGCCUUCCCUUCUCCGGACAAACUGGUCACCCUGAGGCUGUCUGGCAACCCCCUAACCUGUGAUUGCCGCCUCCUCUGGCUGCUGCGACUCCGGCGCCGCUUGGACUUUGGCACGUCCCCCCCUGCCUGUGCCGGUCCUCAGCAUGUCCAGGGGAAGAGCCUGCGGGAGUUUUCAGACAUCCUACCUCCAGGACACUUCACUUGCAAACCAGCCUUGAUCCGGAAGUCUGGGCCACGGUGGGUCAUUGCAGAGGAGGGGGGGUAUGCCGUUUUCUCCUGCUCCGGAGAGGGAGACCCCGUCCCCACUGUCUCCUGGAUGAGGCCUCAGGGGGCUUGGCUGGGGAGAGCCGGGAGGGUAAGGGUCCUAGAGGAUGGGACCCUGGAGAUCCGCUCAGUGCAGCUGCGGGACAGAGGGGCCUAUGUGUGUGUGGUCAGCAAUGUAGCUGGGAAUGACUCCCUGAGGACCUGGCUGGAGGUAAUUCAGCUUCAACCACCAAAUGGCAGUCUCUCUGACCCCAACAUCACCAUGCCGGGGAUCCCAGGGCCUUUCUUUCUGGAUAGCAGAGGUGUGGCUAUGGUGCUGGCAGUCGGCUUCCUCCCCUUCCUCACUUCAGUGACCCUCUGUUUUGGCCUCAUUGCCCUCUGGAGCAAGGGCAAGGGCCAGGUCAAACACCACAUGACCUUUGACUUUGUGGCACCCCGGCCCUCAGGGGAUAAGAACUCUGGAGGUAACCGGGUCACUGCCAAGCUUUUCUGACCCUUCCUUCCAUACUGGGGGUCUGUCAAGCCAGCUUCAGAGAUCAAAGGGGAAGAUAGAACCAAGGUUACUUGGACUACAGCCUGGUUCCAAGCAGCACAGAUCUCCACCUCCUGCCUACAUUGUGCCAGCAAGUGACGAUGACUCCUGGUAGAGUAUUGGGACAGCACUGUCAUCUCUCCCCUGAGGGCACCAGGUUGCUGAAGCUAUUAUAGACCCUGUCACCGGCCCAGCCCUCCCCAUCCAUUUCCCACCCCUACCACACACAUACACACACACACACACACAGCAGGAAACAUAACCAAGGCACCCAGGCUCUAGUCCGCUAGUCUAACCACCAGGCUUUCUUCACACACUUAUAUCCUUUAACAACUACUAACAGUCGCCAACCACAGUUACAAGAUUAUUUCAGAGGAGUGCUAUGUACUUACUUCUUUGAGUCUCUCCUGUUUCCUCAACCAGACUGACUCCCUGUCUUUUCUGUGCUAUGAACUAGAGCCCAAAUCCCCAAGAGUAAGACGAGGAUGCGAGCAUGGGGUGGGGGAGGAUGGCCUCAACACCGACACUGUCUGCAUGAGCCUCUGCCACCUGCUUCUGUCUUUCAGAUCAUUAAACCUGCUGCCAGAAGGCCAUGGCAGUAGCAGCCAAAA
Messenger RNA from Loxodonta africana (African savanna elephant), 2438 nucleotides. It is a transcript of the gene LINGO4, whose product is annotated as leucine rich repeat and Ig domain containing 4. The transcript has a single exon. Gene Ontology annotation, molecular function: protein binding. Gene Ontology annotation, cellular component: extracellular matrix. The record is from RefSeq and is a predicted model, not a curated record. Lineage: Eukaryota; Metazoa; Chordata; Mammalia; Proboscidea; Elephantidae. Bases 1 to 1788 code for a protein of 595 amino acids.